Molecule: messenger RNA, 1995 nt
Organism: Neurospora hispaniola
Lineage: Eukaryota; Fungi; Ascomycota; Sordariomycetes; Sordariales; Sordariaceae
Exons: 3
Coding region: 1-1995 (664 amino acids)
Source: RefSeq, a predicted model, not a curated record
AUGAAGUCUACUUGCCCACCACCCCCGGCUGUCCACAGCUUCGCAGAAUUGGUCGACUUCAGAAAGACCUAUAUCGACACUAUUUUCGUAUCCAUUGAUAUUGAGAAUAUCGACCACCAACCCAAUGACCGUCCGAUGGAAAAACUGUCGGAGAUGGGCGUGGCAGCCUUCGACCCAAGAAAUAGGACAUCGAAUUCCGAGGUCGGGCAAAUACAAGCCAUCCAAGUACAGCAUACCAUCAUCGACGAGUGGGCUUGGGUGACCGCAAAGACAUGCCCAAACCGUCGGAAGGCUUGGCAUCGCGGGGCACACAAACCAUCACCAUACACGGCAACAUUCUGUCUAAGCGACGUCCAGUCGAGCCAGAAGGUUAUGAGCCAACUCAGUGAUUACUUUGGGAUUCUACAAAGUCAGAAUCUUACUGAGGAAGAAGCGGCCGACGGCGUCCGCCGCAAGGUGGUCAUCCUGUCCUGGGACUCGAAUGCUGAGUCCCAACUGUUCAACAGUUAUACAUACAAUUUCACCGGAAGCAACAACAUUGAGCACUGGGAUUUCCAGUUGUGGCUCCCCGUCUUGAACCGGUUCGGUCAUGGCAACAAGACUGGAGCCGAAAAAUUCUAUCAGACAACUGGCAUCCUCGGUUCGGAAGACCAUUCAAUUACGCUACACAAUGCUUCCAACGACGCAUGGGCGCAGGUGGCUACGCUCAUUCGCUUCUUCCACAUGUCGAAGGAGGACUUUUCCCACUGGGUCCAGGCUGAAGAGGAUCUCAAACCCUUGGAUUUGAGCUGGGUUGAUCUCCAGAUUCUCCACCACAACACCGCCUUGGAACAUGAGUACAAGCGGUUCCCCAACAAGAACGGUCUUUCUGGUCCUUCGUUAGCAAUGCGCCCUGCUUUGCUCGGUCAAGCCGCAAACAGGAACGGGCAUCACCAUCGCAAGCCCAGUCCACCCCCCGCCAUGAACGACACUUCCGUCUUUCCCGGGCUACCUCCUCGGAUCCAAGAGAUCAAGGCACCUCCAAAAACCGUGUGGGGCGCCAAAUCAAAUGCGCAAAAUCUGUUCAAAUCUGAGGAAAGUUAUACAACCGGAAAGGGCAGCGGUCUCCAAGUCCCGAGGAGUCCGGAAGCCAAGCCACCACCCAAAUCCUGCUGGUCUGUCCCACUCUGCUUUCGUCCAUCUUCCUCAUCACCCUCUUCUUCUUCUGCUACCACAUCUCCUACCCAGUCAACACCAGCCUCCACGCCUCCUUCUUUGACCUCAGCUUCGACUUCCCAUACCCCCUCACGACCUACCCACACCACCGAUAGCAACGCACCUGCAACAAGUGCUCGAAAUUGCAGCGAUGGAGUCGCCGGUCCAGCGAUGGAGAAUGGCCAGUGCCUAUCAAAGAAUGCGCCAAAGAGGAAGAAGCGAGGAAGGAAGAAACAGGUGACCGGUGCAGGAAAGGCUUUCGACAGUCUCGGGGCCCUCGGAGCGGGAGCCAGGGGUAUGGCAGUCUUACAUAACGCUGCCAACGACACAUUCACCCAAGUCGUGGCCUUCCUGCGAUUUAUGGUAAUGACCAAGGCUGAGUGGAAGAAUUGGCGGGGUCGCUCGGACUUUUACCCUGGCGACCUGGAUCCAGUUGACUUGUCCUGGAUCAGCGAUGAAGUGUGGAAGGCGAACCAGGAGCUUCGCCCGAUACUUCAACCGGGGAGAAGAGCUGUGGAAGUUGAGGAUCCCGAGGAUCAAGAGCCUGAACCCGCCAUUGUGCACUACAGCGCAAUGGCAGAGAUUGAGGCUGGUUUUACUUUCACCAGUGUCACCACUGUCGGUAGCGCUAUGGAGUCGAGAAGCUGGGCGGAUGUUUUGCGAAAGCCGGCAGAGAAGGUCACUAAUCCCGCUUCGCCAUGGUCACCGAUCACAAGCUGGUCCUCGACGACCUGGACCUCGACGACCUGGACUUCAUCCUCCUGGGAAUCAUGGGAAUGGAUGUCAACCACGGGGUGGUAG